AAAUUAAUUAGAAAUUAUUUUGUUCAUAAAACCGAGAUUGUGCAAAUUUUUGUCCUAUUGUCUAUCUCGUUGUAACAUAUACGUUAUUCAGAAUUAUAUUUUCUCUUUUUACAUUGCCAAUUUACAUUACACUUUAUAAUUUAAGGUUUUUAGACGUAGUCUCUUCAAUCUGUACUGUCAAUUCUAUCUUGUAAUCCUGUCAAUUGGAACGGCUAUCAUUGCUUUCGAACUACCUGUUUUUUUUAGUCUUUUUGAAUUUAAACUGGUGGGUAUAAUUAGUUGAUGUAGACUAUUUUAUCACAGUAGCCAAUGCAUCCCAAGGAUUGGACACCUUUUCACCAAUUCCUAUUAAUUACUCAAAUUACAAGUAACUUCUCGUAAAUGACUUAAUAUUAUUUAUAAAUUAUGGACUCGUACAAACUUGAUGUAGAAUUGCCAAAUAAAAUGGCAAAUUUAGACAUCAUGGAAGUUGAUGAAUCCGACUCGGACUCUUCGCCAAAAAAGCUUGAGACACUAGAAUUACCACGAGUCUUGAGAAAGAGGAAGUCUUUGGCGCCCGAAAUAACUAAACCGACUAAUCGUAGGGUGAAUAUGAAACCCCGAAAACACAUGACAGAAAUUACGAAUCCUAAACGAAUUGAAGCAGUAUACCUAAACAAGAAAGUGAAAGCCUUAUCACAAACUCUAGAAACUAUUUAUGAAGAACCUAAGACUGAUAAUAGUAAUAAUGAGACAUUAAUUGGAGGCAGGAAGGUGAAACGACUGUUAACAUUCCAGCUAGGGAACCAGUAUACAAAAGAUAAAAUAAGAAAACGCAGGGCCAAAAUUAAAAAAUUGCUUGGUAACAAAACUUUUUUGAAUAGAAAGAAAAUACCUAUGCAAGUAUUUUUGAAAACUAUAGAAUGUUUAGAGCUAGAUGAAGCAGUACAAACUGAAACAAAAAUAAUAAGUAAUGAUAAAGCUGUGUGAACAGUGUUCAUGUAAUAAUAAUCAUUGUAUGAUUAAUACAUGUUUAAUCGCUUUUUUA
Galleria mellonella (greater wax moth) is the source of this 1027-nucleotide messenger RNA. RefSeq lists its product as uncharacterized. The coding region runs from base 406 to 969 and encodes 187 amino acids. The transcript is spliced from 2 exons. Lineage: Eukaryota; Metazoa; Arthropoda; Insecta; Lepidoptera; Pyralidae. The record is from RefSeq and is a predicted model, not a curated record.